Messenger RNA from Closterium sp. Yama58-4, 9606 nucleotides. Lineage: Eukaryota; Viridiplantae; Streptophyta; Zygnematophyceae; Desmidiales; Closteriaceae. The record is from the annotation of a GenBank genome assembly.
AUGCAUAGUGCACAAAGCUUUGGUGCCUUCUACGAUCACCUUGAUUUCACUCAUUUUGACCGCGUCGCAUCUGGGCAUUACGCUCGAGUUAUCCGCUCACCGCCAGCCGACCCGUCCCACCCCAGCGAGAGAGCUGUGCGCCUGGUGUUGUCUGCGGAUGAGGUGAAGGAUCAGACUUACUUCCUCUCACACCUAUCGCAGCAGCAGCUCUCUCGAGUCAUGUUCCCUCUAGGGGCCCUCACCAAGUCUCAGGUGCGACAGCUGGCAGCGGCGUUCAACCUGCCCAACCAGAGCAGAAAGGACUCGCAAGGGAUCUGCUUUCUGGGAAAGGUGAAGUUCCCUGAGUUUGUGGCGCGGCAUGUGGGCGAGCAGGAGGGGUUGCUGGUGGAGGCAGAGAGCGGGGAGGCCCUGGGGUUGCACAGAGGCUUCUGGUUCUUCACCAUCGGGCAGCGACAAGGCAUCAAGCUCUCUGGAGGGCCGUGGUACGUGGUAGCUAAAGACACGGACACCAACACGGUCUUCGUAUCCUGUGACUACCACUCGCCAGCCAAGUCCCGCCGGCAGUUUUGGGUGGGCGGGUUCAGCUGGACGCAGGGAGGGGAAUGCACCCCUCCUUUGACCGAACGACCCAACCUCACUUGCAAGCUGGACUCAAGGUGGCGAGUCCAGUCCUGCUCCAAGUCCGCCACGGCUCCCAGUUCCACCCCUGCAAUCUGCUGCCCAGCUGAUUUUGAGGCACCUCAACUAUCGACUCAAAAGUCACUUAGUGCAGCCCUGCCCCGGGUUCGCCACGAUCCCCAGUUCCACCCCUGCUCUCCGCUGCCCAGUUCCACCCCUGCAAUCUGCUGCCCAGCUGAUUUUGAGGCACCUCAACUAUCGACUCAAAAGUCACUUAGUGCAGCCCUGCCCCGGGUUCGCCACGAUCCCCAGUUCCACCCCUGCUCUCCGCUGCCCAGUUCCACCCCUGCUCUCCGCUGCCCAGUUCCACCCCUGCUCUCCGCUGCCCAGUUCCACCCCUGCUCUCCGCUGCCCAGUUCCACCCCUGCUCUCCGCUGCCCAGUUCCACCCCUGCUCUCCGCUGCCCAGUUCCACCCCUGCUCUCCGCUGCCCAGUUCCACCCCUGCUCUCCGCUGCCCAGUUCCACCCCUGCUCUCCGCUGCCCAGUUCCACCCCUGCUCUCCGCUGCCCAGUUCCACCCCUGCUCUCCGCUGCCCAGUUCCACCCCUGCUCUCCGCUGCCCAGUUCCACCCCUGCUCUCCGCUGCCCAGUUCCACCCCUGCUCUCCGCUGCCCAGUUCCACCCCUGCUCUCCGCUGCCCAGUUCCACCCCUGCUCUCCGCUGCCCAGUUCCACCCCUGCUCUCCGCUGCCCAGUUCCACCCCUGCUCUCCGCUGCCCAGUUCCACCCCUGCUCUCCGCUGCCCAGUUCCACCCCUGCUCUCCGCUGCCCAGUUCCACCCCUGCUCUCCGCUGCCCAGUUCCACCCCUGCUCUCCGCUGCCCAGUUCCACCCCUGCUCUCCGCUGCCCAGUUCCACCCCUGCUCUCCGCUGCCCAGUUCCACCCCUGCUCUCCGCUGCCCAGUUCCACCCCUGCUCUCCGCUGCCCAGUUCCACCCCUGCUCUCCGCUGCCCAGUUCCACCCCUGCUCUCCGCUGCCCAGUUCCACCCCUGCUCUCCGCUGCCCAGUUCCACCCCUGCUCUCCGCUGCCCAGUUCCACCCCUGCUCUCCGCUGCCCAGUUCCACCCCUGCUCUCCGCUGCCCAGUUCCACCCCUGCUCUCCGCUGCCCAGUUCCACCCCUGCUCUCCGCUGCCCAGUUCCACCCCUGCUCUCCGCUGCCCAGUUCCACCCCUGCUCUCCGCUGCCCAGUUCCACCCCUGCUCUCCGCUGCCCAGUUCCACCCCUGCUCUCCGCUGCCCAGUUCCACCCCUGCUCUCCGCUGCCCAGUUCCACCCCUGCUCUCCGCUGCCCAGUUCCACCCCUGCUCUCCGCUGCCCAGUUCCACCCCUGCUCUCCGCUGCCCAGUUCCACCCCUGCUCUCCGCUGCCCAGUUCCACCCCUGCUCUCCGCUGCCCAGUUCCACCCCUGCUCUCCGCUGCCCAGUUCCACCCCUGCUCUCCGCUGCCCAGUUCCACCCCUGCUCUCCGCUGCCCAGUUCCACCCCUGCUCUCCGCUGCCCAGUUCCACCCCUGCUCUCCGCUGCCCAGUUCCACCCCUGCUCUCCGCUGCCCAGUUCCACCCCUGCUCUCCGCUGCCCAGUUCCACCCCUGCUCUCCGCUGCCCAGUUCCACCCCUGCUCUCCGCUGCCCAGUUCCACCCCUGCUCUCCGCUGCCCAGUUCCACCCCUGCUCUCCGCUGCCCAGUUCCACCCCUGCUCUCCGCUGCCCAGUUCCACCCCUGCUCUCCGCUGCCCAGUUCCACCCCUGCUCUCCGCUGCCCAGUUCCACCCCUGCUCUCCGCUGCCCAGUUCCACCCCUGCUCUCCGCUGCCCAGUUCCACCCCUGCUCUCCGCUGCCCAGUUCCACCCCUGCUCUCCGCUGCCCAGUUCCACCCCUGCUCUCCGCUGCCCAGUUCCACCCCUGCUCUCCGCUGCCCAGUUCCACCCCUGCUCUCCGCUGCCCAGUUCCACCCCUGCUCUCCGCUGCCCAGUUCCACCCCUGCUCUCCGCUGCCCAGUUCCACCCCUGCUCUCCGCUGCCCAGUUCCACCCCUGCUCUCCGCUGCCCAGUUCCACCCCUGCUCUCCGCUGCCCAGUUCCACCCCUGCUCUCCGCUGCCCAGUUCCACCCCUGCUCUCCGCUGCCCAGUUCCACCCCUGCUCUCCGCUGCCCAGUUCCACCCCUGCUCUCCGCUGCCCAGUUCCACCCCUGCUCUCCGCUGCCCAGUUCCACCCCUGCUCUCCGCUGCCCAGUUCCACCCCUGCUCUCCGCUGCCCAGUUCCACCCCUGCUCUCCGCUGCCCAGUUCCACCCCUGCUCUCCGCUGCCCAGUUCCACCCCUGCUCUCCGCUGCCCAGUUCCACCCCUGCUCUCCGCUGCCCAGUUCCACCCCUGCUCUCCGCUGCCCAGUUCCACCCCUGCUCUCCGCUGCCCAGUUCCACCCCUGCUCUCCGCUGCCCAGUUCCACCCCUGCUCUCCGCUGCCCAGUUCCACCCCUGCUCUCCGCUGCCCAGUUCCACCCCUGCUCUCCGCUGCCCAGUUCCACCCCUGCUCUCCGCUGCCCAGUUCCACCCCUGCUCUCCGCUGCCCAGUUCCACCCCUGCUCUCCGCUGCCCAGUUCCACCCCUGCUCUCCGCUGCCCAGUUCCACCCCUGCUCUCCGCUGCCCAGUUCCACCCCUGCUCUCCGCUGCCCAGUUCCACCCCUGCUCUCCGCUGCCCAGUUCCACCCCUGCUCUCCGCUGCCCAGUUCCACCCCUGCUCUCCGCUGCCCAGUUCCACCCCUGCUCUCCGCUGCCCAGUUCCACCCCUGCUCUCCGCUGCCCAGUUCCACCCCUGCUCUCCGCUGCCCAGUUCCACCCCUGCUCUCCGCUGCCCAGUUCCACCCCUGCUCUCCGCUGCCCAGUUCCACCCCUGCUCUCCGCUGCCCAGUUCCACCCCUGCUCUCCGCUGCCCAGUUCCACCCCUGCUCUCCGCUGCCCAGUUCCACCCCUGCUCUCCGCUGCCCAGUUCCACCCCUGCUCUCCGCUGCCCAGUUCCACCCCUGCUCUCCGCUGCCCAGUUCCACCCCUGCUCUCCGCUGCCCAGUUCCACCCCUGCUCUCCGCUGCCCAGUUCCACCCCUGCUCUCCGCUGCCCAGUUCCACCCCUGCUCUCCGCUGCCCAGUUCCACCCCUGCUCUCCGCUGCCCAGUUCCACCCCUGCUCUCCGCUGCCCAGUUCCACCCCUGCUCUCCGCUGCCCAGUUCCACCCCUGCUCUCCGCUGCCCAGUUCCACCCCUGCUCUCCGCUGCCCAGUUCCACCCCUGCUCUCCGCUGCCCAGUUCCACCCCUGCUCUCCGCUGCCCAGUUCCACCCCUGCUCUCCGCUGCCCAGUUCCACCCCUGCUCUCCGCUGCCCAGUUCCACCCCUGCUCUCCGCUGCCCAGUUCCACCCCUGCUCUCCGCUGCCCAGUUCCACCCCUGCUCUCCGCUGCCCAGUUCCACCCCUGCUCUCCGCUGCCCAGUUCCACCCCUGCUCUCCGCUGCCCAGUUCCACCCCUGCUCUCCGCUGCCCAGUUCCACCCCUGCUCUCCGCUGCCCAGUUCCACCCCUGCUCUCCGCUGCCCAGUUCCACCCCUGCUCUCCGCUGCCCAGUUCCACCCCUGCUCUCCGCUGCCCAGUUCCACCCCUGCUCUCCGCUGCCCAGUUCCACCCCUGCUCUCCGCUGCCCAGUUCCACCCCUGCUCUCCGCUGCCCAGUUCCACCCCUGCUCUCCGCUGCCCAGUUCCACCCCUGCUCUCCGCUGCCCAGUUCCACCCCUGCUCUCCGCUGCCCAGUUCCACCCCUGCUCUCCGCUGCCCAGUUCCACCCCUGCUCUCCGCUGCCCAGUUCCACCCCUGCUCUCCGCUGCCCAGUUCCACCCCUGCUCUCCGCUGCCCAGUUCCACCCCUGCUCUCCGCUGCCCAGUUCCACCCCUGCUCUCCGCUGCCCAGUUCCACCCCUGCUCUCCGCUGCCCAGUUCCACCCCUGCUCUCCGCUGCCCAGUUCCACCCCUGCUCUCCGCUGCCCAGUUCCACCCCUGCUCUCCGCUGCCCAGUUCCACCCCUGCUCUCCGCUGCCCAGUUCCACCCCUGCUCUCCGCUGCCCAGUUCCACCCCUGCUCUCCGCUGCCCAGUUCCACCCCUGCUCUCCGCUGCCCAGUUCCACCCCUGCUCUCCGCUGCCCAGUUCCACCCCUGCUCUCCGCUGCCCAGUUCCACCCCUGCUCUCCGCUGCCCAGUUCCACCCCUGCUCUCCGCUGCCCAGUUCCACCCCUGCUCUCCGCUGCCCAGUUCCACCCCUGCUCUCCGCUGCCCAGUUCCACCCCUGCUCUCCGCUGCCCAGUUCCACCCCUGCUCUCCGCUGCCCAGUUCCACCCCUGCUCUCCGCUGCCCAGUUCCACCCCUGCUCUCCGCUGCCCAGUUCCACCCCUGCUCUCCGCUGCCCAGUUCCACCCCUGCUCUCCGCUGCCCAGUUCCACCCCUGCUCUCCGCUGCCCAGUUCCACCCCUGCUCUCCGCUGCCCAGUUCCACCCCUGCUCUCCGCUGCCCAGUUCCACCCCUGCUCUCCGCUGCCCAGUUCCACCCCUGCUCUCCGCUGCCCAGUUCCACCCCUGCUCUCCGCUGCCCAGUUCCACCCCUGCUCUCCGCUGCCCAGUUCCACCCCUGCUCUCCGCUGCCCAGUUCCACCCCUGCUCUCCGCUGCCCAGUUCCACCCCUGCUCUCCGCUGCCCAGUUCCACCCCUGCUCUCCGCUGCCCAGUUCCACCCCUGCUCUCCGCUGCCCAGUUCCACCCCUGCUCUCCGCUGCCCAGUUCCACCCCUGCUCUCCGCUGCCCAGUUCCACCCCUGCUCUCCGCUGCCCAGUUCCACCCCUGCUCUCCGCUGCCCAGUUCCACCCCUGCUCUCCGCUGCCCAGUUCCACCCCUGCUCUCCGCUGCCCAGUUCCACCCCUGCUCUCCGCUGCCCAGUUCCACCCCUGCUCUCCGCUGCCCAGUUCCACCCCUGCUCUCCGCUGCCCAGUUCCACCCCUGCUCUCCGCUGCCCAGUUCCACCCCUGCUCUCCGCUGCCCAGUUCCACCCCUGCUCUCCGCUGCCCAGUUCCACCCCUGCUCUCCGCUGCCCAGUUCCACCCCUGCUCUCCGCUGCCCAGUUCCACCCCUGCUCUCCGCUGCCCAGUUCCACCCCUGCUCUCCGCUGCCCAGUUCCACCCCUGCUCUCCGCUGCCCAGUUCCACCCCUGCUCUCCGCUGCCCAGUUCCACCCCUGCUCUCCGCUGCCCAGUUCCACCCCUGCUCUCCGCUGCCCAGUUCCACCCCUGCUCUCCGCUGCCCAGUUCCACCCCUGCUCUCCGCUGCCCAGUUCCACCCCUGCUCUCCGCUGCCCAGUUCCACCCCUGCUCUCCGCUGCCCAGUUCCACCCCUGCUCUCCGCUGCCCAGUUCCACCCCUGCUCUCCGCUGCCCAGUUCCACCCCUGCUCUCCGCUGCCCAGUUCCACCCCUGCUCUCCGCUGCCCAGUUCCACCCCUGCUCUCCGCUGCCCAGUUCCACCCCUGCUCUCCGCUGCCCAGUUCCACCCCUGCUCUCCGCUGCCCAGUUCCACCCCUGCUCUCCGCUGCCCAGUUCCACCCCUGCUCUCCGCUGCCCAGUUCCACCCCUGCUCUCCGCUGCCCAGUUCCACCCCUGCUCUCCGCUGCCCAGUUCCACCCCUGCUCUCCGCUGCCCAGUUCCACCCCUGCUCUCCGCUGCCCAGUUCCACCCCUGCUCUCCGCUGCCCAGUUCCACCCCUGCUCUCCGCUGCCCAGUUCCACCCCUGCUCUCCGCUGCCCAGUUCCACCCCUGCUCUCCGCUGCCCAGUUCCACCCCUGCUCUCCGCUGCCCAGUUCCACCCCUGCUCUCCGCUGCCCAGUUCCACCCCUGCUCUCCGCUGCCCAGUUCCACCCCUGCUCUCCGCUGCCCAGUUCCACCCCUGCUCUCCGCUGCCCAGUUCCACCCCUGCUCUCCGCUGCCCAGUUCCACCCCUGCUCUCCGCUGCCCAGUUCCACCCCUGCUCUCCGCUGCCCAGUUCCACCCCUGCUCUCCGCUGCCCAGUUCCACCCCUGCUCUCCGCUGCCCAGUUCCACCCCUGCUCUCCGCUGCCCAGUUCCACCCCUGCUCUCCGCUGCCCAGUUCCACCCCUGCUCUCCGCUGCCCAGUUCCACCCCUGCUCUCCGCUGCCCAGUUCCACCCCUGCUCUCCGCUGCCCAGUUCCACCCCUGCUCUCCGCUGCCCAGUUCCACCCCUGCUCUCCGCUGCCCAGUUCCACCCCUGCUCUCCGCUGCCCAGUUCCACCCCUGCUCUCCGCUGCCCAGUUCCACCCCUGCUCUCCGCUGCCCAGUUCCACCCCUGCUCUCCGCUGCCCAGUUCCACCCCUGCUCUCCGCUGCCCAGUUCCACCCCUGCUCUCCGCUGCCCAGUUCCACCCCUGCUCUCCGCUGCCCAGUUCCACCCCUGCUCUCCGCUGCCCAGUUCCACCCCUGCUCUCCGCUGCCCAGUUCCACCCCUGCUCUCCGCUGCCCAGUUCCACCCCUGCUCUCCGCUGCCCAGUUCCACCCCUGCUCUCCGCUGCCCAGUUCCACCCCUGCUCUCCGCUGCCCAGUUCCACCCCUGCUCUCCGCUGCCCAGUUCCACCCCUGCUCUCCGCUGCCCAGUUCCACCCCUGCUCUCCGCUGCCCAGUUCCACCCCUGCUCUCCGCUGCCCAGUUCCACCCCUGCUCUCCGCUGCCCAGUUCCACCCCUGCUCUCCGCUGCCCAGUUCCACCCCUGCUCUCCGCUGCCCAGUUCCACCCCUGCUCUCCGCUGCCCAGUUCCACCCCUGCUCUCCGCUGCCCAGUUCCACCCCUGCUCUCCGCUGCCCAGUUCCACCCCUGCUCUCCGCUGCCCAGUUCCACCCCUGCUCUCCGCUGCCCAGUUCCACCCCUGCUCUCCGCUGCCCAGUUCCACCCCUGCUCUCCGCUGCCCAGUUCCACCCCUGCUCUCCGCUGCCCAGUUCCACCCCUGCUCUCCGCUGCCCAGUUCCACCCCUGCUCUCCGCUGCCCAGUUCCACCCCUGCUCUCCGCUGCCCAGUUCCACCCCUGCUCUCCGCUGCCCAGUUCCACCCCUGCUCUCCGCUGCCCAGUUCCACCCCUGCUCUCCGCUGCCCAGUUCCACCCCUGCUCUCCGCUGCCCAGUUCCACCCCUGCUCUCCGCUGCCCAGUUCCACCCCUGCUCUCCGCUGCCCAGUUCCACCCCUGCUCUCCGCUGCCCAGUUCCACCCCUGCUCUCCGCUGCCCAGUUCCACCCCUGCUCUCCGCUGCCCAGUUCCACCCCUGCUCUCCGCUGCCCAGUUCCACCCCUGCUCUCCGCUGCCCAGUUCCACCCCUGCUCUCCGCUGCCCAGUUCCACCCCUGCUCUCCGCUGCCCAGUUCCACCCCUGCUCUCCGCUGCCCAGUUCCACCCCUGCUCUCCGCUGCCCAGUUCCACCCCUGCUCUCCGCUGCCCAGUUCCACCCCUGCUCUCCGCUGCCCAGUUCCACCCCUGCUCUCCGCUGCCCAGUUCCACCCCUGCUCUCCGCUGCCCAGUUCCACCCCUGCUCUCCGCUGCCCAGUUCCACCCCUGCUCUCCGCUGCCCAGUUCCACCCCUGCUCUCCGCUGCCCAGUUCCACCCCUGCUCUCCGCUGCCCAGUUCCACCCCUGCUCUCCGCUGCCCAGUUCCACCCCUGCUCUCCGCUGCCCAGUUCCACCCCUGCUCUCCGCUGCCCAGUUCCACCCCUGCUCUCCGCUGCCCAGUUCCACCCCUGCUCUCCGCUGCCCAGUUCCACCCCUGCUCUCCGCUGCCCAGUUCCACCCCUGCUCUCCGCUGCCCAGUUCCACCCCUGCUCUCCGCUGCCCAGUUCCACCCCUGCUCUCCGCUGCCCAGUUCCACCCCUGCUCUCCGCUGCCCAGUUCCACCCCUGCUCUCCGCUGCCCAGUUCCACCCCUGCUCUCCGCUGCCCAGUUCCACCCCUGCUCUCCGCUGCCCAGUUCCACCCCUGCUCUCCGCUGCCCAGUUCCACCCCUGCUCUCCGCUGCCCAGUUCCACCCCUGCUCUCCGCUGCCCAGUUCCACCCCUGCUCUCCGCUGCCCAGUUCCACCCCUGCUCUCCGCUGCCCAGUUCCACCCCUGCUCUCCGCUGCCCAGUUCCACCCCUGCUCUCCGCUGCCCAGUUCCACCCCUGCUCUCCGCUGCCCAGUUCCACCCCUGCUCUCCGCUGCCCAGUUCCACCCCUGCUCUCCGCUGCCCAGUUCCACCCCUGCUCUCCGCUGCCCACCCCUGCCUCCCCCAGUUCUCCCUCCCCCCCGUUUCUCCCCUCCUCUCCCCUCCUCUCCCCUCCUCUCCCCCGUGUCUUCCCUCAGGUCCGCCACGGCCCCCAAUUCUACCCCUGCUCCAUGCAGUUUGCUGAGCUACCAGCUACCAUGCGUCCAGAUGCAGGGCUAGCUGCCGGGCAGUUUGCCGCCUUCUAUGAUGGCGACACGUGCAUCGGGUCGGGCGUCAUUAUUGGCGUGCCGCCCGGGGACGACAGUGUGGGCGGCAUGAGUGGCGACAGCAGCCGCAGCACAGCGCAGGAGCGAGGUUCAGAGACACAGCAGAGGCAGGAGAAGAGAAAAGGACCAGUAUCAGCUGCAGCGUGGGAGACGGCAAGGCGAGGGCUGGCAGGGGUGAAGAUUGGGAAGCUGAAACCGCCCAAGACUGUCGAAAAAGGGAGUGGGAGGUUGGAGAGUGAGGGAGUGAGGGAGGAGAGGACAGAGAAAGGGAGAGGGGAGGGGGGAAAUGAGGUGGGAAGUGGUGAAAAGAGGAAGAGGCGGAGGGAGAGAGCAAGUCGAGGGAGGCCUGAGGUGCAGCUAGGGGAACAGGUGGUUCAAGUGCAGGCAAGUGGUGAUGUCUAG